AUCCCUGAGGUCCCUGCGGACGGACGAUGGAGCAGCCGCCACAAGGCCUGCAGGGGCCGCCCGGCCCUCAGUUCCAGCCGCAGAAGGCCUUGCGGCCAGACAUGGGCUAUAACACCUUAGCCAACUUUCGGAUAGAGAAGAAAAUCGGCCGCGGGCAGUUCAGCGAAGUCUACAGAGCAGCCUGUCUCCUGGACGGAGUGCCGGUGGCUUUGAAGAAAGUGCAGAUAUUCGAUUUAAUGGAUGCGAAAGCCCGUGCAGACUGUAUCAAGGAAAUCGACCUGCUCAAGCAACUCAACCAUCCAAAUGUAAUUAAAUAUUAUGCGUCAUUCAUUGAAGAUAAUGAACUAAACAUCGUUUUGGAAUUAGCUGAUGCUGGUGAUCUAUCCCGAAUGAUAAAGCAUUUUAAGAAACAGAAGAGGCUGAUUCCGGAAAGGACCGUGUGGAAGUACUUCGUCCAGCUCUGCAGCGCCCUGGAACACAUGCACUCGCGCCGGGUCAUGCACAGAGACAUCAAGCCGGCCAACGUGUUCAUCACGGCCACGGGCGUGGUCAAGCUCGGGGACCUGGGCCUCGGCCGCUUCUUCAGCUCCAAGACCACAGCCGCACACUCUCUAGCUACGGCAGCUGGUGAACGUGUGCAUCAACCCGGACCCGGAGAAGCGGCCGGAUGUCACCUACGUGUACGACGUGGCCAAGAGGGUGCACGCCAGCACCGCCAGCGCCUGAGCCCAGGGGCGUGGGCCCGCCGUAGGCCCCAGUGCUGUGCGCAGACCACACCCCGGCUCCGUCUGGGGUGAGAUGGACACGUCAGAGCUCCCGCUUCGAACCCUUAACCAGUUUUCAGAUGAGCUUCAUGCUGUCCCGAUCGGGGUCGCCUUCUCGCAAACCCAAGGACUCUGGGGAUCACGUCGCGUGUUAGGACAGGAAGUGGACGUGAUGGUCUUUCGUGGCUAAAGGUUUGAGACUUCACGGGCGUUUUCUGCUGAUACGUUGUGUUCAGAUCGACUCUCAGUGCCAAACAGUGUCGGUGUCCCCGGCGCUCAUCAGGACAGACGGACGCCCGGGCGAGGGGUCGGAGCGGACGGGUGUGCGCGGACCUUUGAGGCGAACACAGUUGUGAACGUCUGUGCUUGUUUGAUUUUUAAAAGUUUGAAGUAGGCGUUUUAGUUCUUAGCAUUGUAGCUUCCCAACAUGAUUCUUAAGAGAACCUUCGACAUAAACUAUUUGAGAAGCAUUUAAAAUCCUUCGUUUAAACAUUCAAAAUGCAACUCUUAAAUGUGAACACAUUGGGGGACGAGAUGUGAGUCAGACACUGAAGAGGUUUCGCUUUGUUGUCCAAUCUCUGAUAUUCUCUCAGCAUUAAAAUGGUAUAAAUGAACCCAUUUAAGAAGUGGUUAAGGAUCUGUGUGGCUGUCGUGACGGUCAUUUUGAAGGUUGCACAUUACCCAAGGCUUCUUUGUGUUUUAUUAUUGUUUGUACAUUUGAAAAAUAUCCUUUAAAUAAUCCUGCAGUACUUUAUUUCCACUUCUUUGUCCAUUUACAUGCCCCUCGUAACUGUACACUGUGUGAGCAUGUGUUCUUAUCCAGCCCAACUGAAGUUCUGAUCGGUCCUCUUCAGAACCCUUUUAUAUUCUUCCCGUAACUUUCUUAUUUAUAUUCUAUGUACCUGUUACCCACGGAUGUUUCGGAUUUCCUGACAACAGUAAGCCUUCGACAGUGUUUGGGGUCCCCACUGUCUCCGCGGUGGAGGGCAGUUCGCCUGAGCCCCUCCCACGGGCCGCCCGCUGCCGUGCGGCGUGUUGCUGCGCAGGGCGGGUGUGCCGCACCCGGGGCGUCGCUCCAGUGCGGUUCAGUCUCCAGGUUGUGAUCUCAGAAUAAGUGUGAAGGGGUGGAAGCUGACGUGGCCGUGGCCAGAGUUCUGACGAGGUGAGCAUUUCUGUGGAGAAGCUAAGUACGUGCUGCCGUGGACGGAGUGGACAGACGGCGGCUUCUGAGGAAGGAGGCGGCAGAGUCUCGUGGCUGCCACGGGAGAUGUCCUCUCCCCGAGUGUCCACGUGGGAGUGGCGACCGGUUCCUCACAGAACUGAGGCCACGGGCCAGAGUCACCGUUGAGGACGCUGUCCCACCCUGCCAAGGUGACGCCUCGUCUCUGGAGAACACCUCCCUUCAGCCGGUGCAACUGCUGGUUUUGUUUUUUUCAUGUAAGUAUUUUUCUUACAAUCAUUUGAAUCCACGCAAGUCAUCUGUUAACGUAAAACAGGUAUAAAGGACACAGAAGUAUAAAGUCUUCCUUUCCCCCAAACCGAACCGGAGCCGGUGUCCUCCGGUGGGGCCUGAGGGCUCUGUCUUGGGGUAGGCUCCGAAAGCCCGGCGGCCCUGUGUCCUGGGCUGGAGCCUGUCCUGCUCAGGUCCCGGGACUCACAAAUCGCACGGUCACUUGGCGUCCGUAGGCCUGUCUCCAGAAGGGGAGCAGGCUGCUUUGUUGCCCACAAACAGCCUGUCAUGUAACGUGGUCGAGGUGAAGUGUUCUUCACUUGGGAUGGAUACGCUCCUUUUUCUUGCAAUCUUUAAAAAAUUUGUGGAUCUUAAAUUCACUGGCUCGGCCCCCUCACGGAGACUUGUAGGCAAAGGUGGGAGCUGUUCCCCGGGGGCUCUGCCGGAAGGCACCGGUGGCGGAGACGGGGCGGUCAAGGGAAUGCAGCCUUACUCUCCACUGGUGGAAACUGUCAUGUUCAUACUGUCUCCUGAAGAAACCACUGUGUAAAAAACAAAUUUUAAUUUUGACUGGGAUCAUGUCAAAGAAUUAUGAAGGUGAUUAGAAGUUUUAAUUGUUAUCACACAUAAAAUGUUGUCUUUAUAUAUUUCUGUUUAUAAGUGAAUUUUGUAUUAAGGAAAACAUUUGGAUUGAUUUGAGGAACAAUAAAAUGAAAGGUACGUCUGAUUCUAACCCUUAUUUAGACACGGGAGCCAGCCCCCCGGGGCAGAGGCGGGUGGCGUUGUCCUGUGUGCGGGGCCCAGGGGCGGAGGCUGCGGCGUCCCUGUGGGAACAGGCACAGCGAGUGUGGGCACGUGGGGGGUCCUCCCCCGUGUCAGUGUACUCCCCGUGUUGCUGUUGACACGUACACGGUAUUUAUUUUAACCGAACCUUCUUCAUAUGAAAUGUUCUUUUCCCUUGAAGAUGAAUGUAUCAUGUUCAUAACCCGCGAGCGCGUACUGACCCCGCCCCCUGUCCGAACAGCACUGUGCACAGACGCCUCCUGUGACCGCUUUCGUUGUACGCUUCGAAUGCACACACUGAGGAACCGGAUGUUAGCUUUGAGAAUUGUAUAAUAUCCUAAUAUAAAUAAAAAUAUGAAAUUAAACA
Messenger RNA from Molossus molossus (Pallas's mastiff bat), 3364 nucleotides. It is a transcript of the gene NEK7, whose product is annotated as NIMA related kinase 7. Gene Ontology annotation, biological process: protein phosphorylation. The coding region runs from base 27 to 797 and encodes 256 amino acids. Gene Ontology annotation, molecular function: ATP binding; protein kinase activity. The transcript is spliced from 7 exons. Lineage: Eukaryota; Metazoa; Chordata; Mammalia; Chiroptera; Molossidae. The record is from RefSeq and is a predicted model, not a curated record.